AUGAUGUUCAAGUCUCUUGCCGCCGUGUCAGCGGCUCUCUCACUCUUUGCAUCGUCUGCUGUUGCUGUUGAUCCCAGCCUGAAGAAUAAUGUUGCUGUCUACUACGGACAAGGUGCCAACCAACCCCGUCUCAAGCAUUUCUGUGAACAGACUACGUCGGACAUUAUCAACAUUGGGUUCAUCCAUGAGUUCCCCAAAAAGGUGGGGGACUACCCUGGUUCCAACUUUGGCAAUCAGUGUGAUGGUUCCUUUUUCCCCGGCACAGGAUUGCUUAAGGGUUGCCACCAGAUUUGGGAGGAUAUCCCUAGCUGCAAGGCUGCUGGCAAGACAGUCCUGCUGUCUCUCGGUGGUGGUUCUGCCACAACCCAGUCUCUCAAGGACGUGGCUACCGCAGAAUCGUUUGCGGAUUUCCUGUGGCACUCCUUUGGUCCUUACGAUGAAUCGUUCUCUUCGUUGACGUGGACCGCGGCCAUGAAGGGCAAGCUAUACCCUCGCCCAUUCCUCAAUGUCGCAGUCGAUGGAUUUGAUUUUGAUAUCGAGUACAAUGGCAAUGUUGGAUACGCUGCCAUGAUCAAUCGUCUGCGCAAGCAUUUCGCCGCCGCACCCAAACAGAAGUAUUACAUCUCCGGUGCUCCCCAGUGUCCCAUUCCGGACAAGCAGCUCGGCGACGCUAUUUCCAAGUCAUGGUUUGAUUUCAUCUGGGUUCAGUGGUACAACACCCAGACUUGCUCUGCUGCCAGCACGGUUACCGGGAAAGGCAAGUUCAACUUCAAUGAAUGGGUCACCGUCAUCGAGAAUAGCGCCAACCCUAAUGCCAAGCUGUUCAUUGGUCUUCCUGCCUCGAAGGCUGCCGCCAACGACGGAUUCUACCUUACUCCUACCCAGGUGAAGCCCCUUAUUCAGACUUAUGUGAAGAACAAGCACUUCGGUGGUGUGAUGCUGUGGGAGGCCACUGCCGGUGACAACAACCUCAUCAACGGAAAAACAUACACUCAGCACAUUAAGGAUAUCCUGUACGGUUACGCUCCUCUUCCUCCCAAGCCUACAACCACCACCACCACCACCACUGUCAAGCCGACCACCACCACUAAAUCCUCAACCACCACCACCACCACCACUUCCAGCUCAACCACCACUUCUAGCUCGACCACCACUUCCAGCUCGACCACCACUUCCAGCUCGACCACCUCGUCGACCCCGGUCAGCUCCUCGACCCCGGUCACCUCCUCGACUACUUCUAGCUCGACCACCACUUCCAGCUCGACCACCUCGUCGACCCCGGUCAGCUCCUCGACCCCGGUCACCUCCUCGACUACUUCCAGCUCGACCACUACUUCCAGCUUGACUACCACUUCCAGCUCGGUGGCUUCUAGCAGUUCUGUGACCCCCUCAUCCGGCCAUCCCAUUCCCAGCCCCACCCCCGGCCACAGCUCGCACGGUGGUCACGGCCAUGGACACCACACCCACACUCACCACCACUCCCACACAACUCCCCGGGUCUCGGGCUCUUCCAGAACUCCUGUCCCUUCUGCGACCGAGUCUGGCGCCUCUUCCACCGAUGAAGGUGCCAUCCCGACCGGUGUCCCCGGCGACAAGACAACUACCGGAGGCUCCAAGCCUACCGGCGGCGAGACUACCACUGGGGGCUCCAAGCCCACUGGCGGCGAGAAUACCACCGGAGGCUCCAAGCCUACCGGCGGCGAGACUACCACUGGGGGCGCCAAGCCCACUGGCGGCGAGACUACCACUGGAGGCGCCAAGCCCCCUGGCAAUGAGACCACUGGAGGUUCCAAGCCUACUGGCACUGACUCCACCACAGCCCCCGCUGGUAUCACUGCCACUCCCUCCUUGCCUGCCUCGCCUUCUUCUUUGGCUCCGGGUACCACCACAACUAUCAUUGUGACCUCUUACAUUGAUAUUUGCCCCACCGGUUUCACCACCAUCACCACCACUAUCACCAAGACCUACUGCCCUGGUGAUGCCACUGCCACUGCUAUCCCCACUGGCACCGCCGAGAUUACCGCCCCUACUUCCGGCCCUGCCACUUCCACUGCCUCCAUUCCCGAAGGCUGGACUACUACCGUGACCGUCUGCACCGUGUGCGCCGCUACCCCGACCACCGUGACCCUCACCAAGCCCGCUGCCCCUACUACCACUGAGGUUGUGUCGCAGCCCACCGCUCCUUCGGUGCCCGAGGGCUUCACCACCACUGUGACUUACUGCAAGCACUGUGGUCCUACCGGUAGCAGCGUCACCCUAGUUAUCCCGAUUCCCUCUGCUACGGCCAUUAUCCCUGCUGCCAGCUCCGCGGUGGCAUCUUCUUCCUUCAAGGCCAUCCCCAGCGGAGGAUUCCACGCCGGUAGACCCUCGUCAAGCCUAGUCUUCCACCCUGUGCCCACGGCCACUGCGGACACACCCGCAGCGCCCACCGGCAACCCCGUGGGCGUGUCCCCAGUCUACACUGGUGCCGCCUCGCGGGCCAACGUGGCUGGCCUCGGUGGCGUCCUCGCCGUCGCCCUUUCCAUGUUCAUGAUGCUGUGA
Molecule: messenger RNA, 2541 nt
Organism: Penicillium robsamsonii
Lineage: Eukaryota; Fungi; Ascomycota; Eurotiomycetes; Eurotiales; Aspergillaceae
Gene: chiA1
Product: class III chitinase ChiA1
Exons: 2
Coding region: 1-2541 (846 amino acids)
Biological process (GO): carbohydrate metabolic process
Cellular component (GO): extracellular region
Molecular function (GO): chitinase activity
Source: RefSeq, a predicted model, not a curated record